Messenger RNA from Mucor velutinosus, 1005 nucleotides. RefSeq lists its product as uncharacterized. The transcript has a single exon. The record is from RefSeq and is a predicted model, not a curated record. The coding region runs from base 1 to 1005 and encodes 334 amino acids. Lineage: Eukaryota; Fungi; Mucoromycota; Mucoromycetes; Mucorales; Mucoraceae.
AUGUCGUCUGUUCUGUCCGGUAACUCCCCACUGUCAUCUCGUGCUGGCUCACCUAAUCCCAUGGAAGAGGACGUCAUCAUGGAAGAUGGCAACGCAUCCUUACCUGCCUCAGUUUCUGCAACAACUGAACGCCUCAAUGAGAUGGAUCUCGCGGCUGACCCGUAUACAAACCUCGUUGGCACCCCGUCUCCUGCGCCUACUAUAUCCACUGAAGGUGAAGAAAUUGUCAACCCUGACGCUACCUCACCACAACCUGCUCCACCUGUUACGAAGCCGCCAACGUUAACUGAAGUUCUGAAGAAGGUUCUACUCCAAAAGGAAAAUGAGCAAAUAGCAUACUUGAAAGCUCUGAGCCAUUCCAAUGUCAAUGUUGAUGAAGCCAACCUACUCCGUGAAAAAGUAAACAAUUUAGACAAGCAUGUCAAAACACUUACCGAUGGUCUCAAGGCUGCUGCUGCUGCUACUGCUGCUGCCACUAAGGCUUCCGCUGCCGCUAACUCAUCGUCCACUGGCUUAAAAAUUUCCAAGAGAGAUCUUCCCAAAUUCCAACUGGAGGAUAACAAAGCUAAACCAUUUCCACAUGAGGAGGCAUAUCGUUCUGUUGAUCAUUUCCUCUCAGAAUUCGAAAAAUUUGUGUAUUCUUCUGGCCAAGACAUCGAAACCGUAUGGCGCAAGUACAUUCCCCUCACGUUGUCGUAUGAAUUGGAUGACUGGAUGAAAACGGUGGUCAUGAAGUGCAAUGUCUGGCACGAUGUCAAGUUGGUUUUUAGCAAGAAGUUUGGGACAGUAGUUUCAAGAAUACAUAAGCGUCGUGCUGUGAUGAAUAUGGAAAUUGGGUUCCAUAAAUCCGUCGAUGAUGAAUAUUCCAAUCGUUUCUUCCGCACUGUUGGUGAGGCCGGCUAUCAUCGUGAUGAUUUGACAAUUGGUGGUGUCUUUUUGUUGUCUUUACCCGAGUCCUGGCAACUGAACAUUUGUACUGUGCUCCUUGUGGAAUUUGAGGCUUGA